Molecule: messenger RNA, 549 nt
Organism: Leishmania mexicana MHOM/GT/2001/U1103
Lineage: Eukaryota; Euglenozoa; Kinetoplastea; Trypanosomatida; Trypanosomatidae
Exons: 1
Coding region: 1-549 (182 amino acids)
Source: RefSeq, a predicted model, not a curated record
AUGCCCCCCAAAAGAAAAGAGGACCAAGGUGAGGUGCUAGCAGACACGUUUCGCUACCCAGACGGGAGUUUCUAUGAGGGGAAGUACGGAGUCAAGCACGAUGCUAAUGCGGAGGCGGUGUCUGCGAGCUCUGUGGCCUCAUCCCUUUCCACCGCAACGAAGAAGCACGCCACCGCCGGUGGCGCUGCUGCUGCGGCAACGGUUGCAUCUUCGUCUGCGCCCGCAACGGUGAAUGCGUACAUGCACGGCUAUGGGAUCCUCGCCGAUUCGUCCUCUGCCCGCUACGAAGGGGAGUGGCGCAAUGGCCUGAUGGAGGGAAUAGGGGUUCUAUCGCUUCCCAGCGGUGGUCGUUAUACGGGGGAGCUUGCACGCAACGAAUUUCACGGGACGGGGCGCUACAUGUGGGCGGAUGGCUCGUAUUAUGAGGGGGAGUGGUGCCGAAACCAGAUGCACGGGGUUGGCGUCUAUGUGGACUGCACGGGCAAGCGAUGGCACGGCACCUUCACCAACGGUAACGCGGCGCAACUUGUUGCAAAAGUGGAGCUGUGA